Molecule: messenger RNA, 528 nt
Organism: Erythranthe guttata (spotted monkey flower)
Lineage: Eukaryota; Viridiplantae; Streptophyta; Magnoliopsida; Lamiales; Phrymaceae
Source: RefSeq, a predicted model, not a curated record
CUUAUUAAAUCGCAGCGCUUCUCUCUCUCUCACACACACAUGCAAACAAACACAGAGGAAGAACACGUACGCAGAAGAUCGAGUGCACGUUUAUCUUGAAGAGGGCGGCGGAUCGAGACGAUGGGUAUGGUAAUAGUGCUAUCUUUGCCGUUUAUUCUCUUCUCAUUACUUCUCGGAUUCGGUUGUUAUCUGUUCGGAAGAGCCAAGGGAAGGAGGGAAGUAUACGCUAAUGCUCAGGUUUUCAGCGCCCCAGCUCCGCCUCCGGGGGCCCAAAGUACCGCUUGCCAACCGCCUCAUGAACCCCACUUCAAGGCCACCAAUUUUGCCAAUGUCUAGUUCUUUUUUUUGUAUCUAUUUCUUCCAAUUGGAAGUCUACUAUGUAUGUAUUGUACGCAUGAAAAAUGUAUUUAAUUUAGCUCUGAAUAGAUGAAUUUUUUUCCCUUCCAAUUAGAGUUUUUCAUGCUUCAUUCUUGUAAUAUUUUUGCUAUAAAAAUUGUCAUUAAAUAAUAUACAACAAAUAUUGAUCCA